This is a messenger RNA of Dacryopinax primogenitus, 954 nucleotides long. RefSeq lists its product as uncharacterized. The transcript has a single exon. Lineage: Eukaryota; Fungi; Basidiomycota; Dacrymycetes; Dacrymycetales; Dacrymycetaceae. The record is from RefSeq and is a predicted model, not a curated record. Gene Ontology annotation, molecular function: protein binding. The coding region runs from base 1 to 885 and encodes 294 amino acids.
AUGACUUCCUCACCAGUACAUGGCCGUUCUCGCUCUCGACCCUCUUCCUCCCCCUCCAUCCCAACACUCUUCCAACAACCCACAGCCGACAUCAUCCUCCUCUCCUCCGACCGGCCAGCCGCAGAACUCAGGGUACACCGACGGAUCCUCAUCGAGGCUAGCGAGUUCUUCCGGGAGAUGUUCACCCUCCCCCAGCCUGUACGACAGGAUGGGUCACCAGAGGAAGAGGAGAUACCGAAGAUCGACCUCCAAGAACCAGCUAGCGUGCUCAUCCCCCUACUAACACUGCUCUACCCCGUCCCCCCUCCCUCUUUCUCAUCACUCGACCUCCUCCCAGCCCUCUUCCGCUCUGCGCAGAAAUACGACCUGCCCUCGCUCCCCCCUCUGCUCGCUUGCGUCCUGCGCGAACCCCGCUUCCUGCAAGCAGAACCCCUGCAGGUGUACGCCCUCGCAUGCCAGUUCGGACUGAAAGAAGAAGCCCGCCUCGCGAGCCGCGCGACCCUCCGCGUGGACCUGAUGGCGCUUCUCCUCCCAUUACCCGAUAAACUCGGGUCCAUGCUCGCGGUCGACUUGGUCCAACUCGUCGCUCUCCGCGUACAACGCGCAUCGCAGGCUAAGACCCUGCUCAAAGCCCCAGGGGCACUGCAAGGCCUCCGCUGUAUUAGCUGCGGGACCCUCCCAUCCUGGGUAGGGGAAUGGCGGCGGCGUGCUUGUGUGGAACUGGAUCGGUACCCGGUGAGCGAGACGAUCUUUGCGAGCUCUUUUCUUGGGGAAGUGAUCGGUAUGUGUGGGAUUGGAUGUGGGAAAUGUGGGAUUGCGAAGUGGGAGAGUGGGGAGUGGGAGAGGUUGAGAGCGGAAGUGGACGCUCUGCCAAAUACGAUAUAGUCGUACUUGGUUGAUGUAGAUAUCACUCAUGUAGGAUUCAAUUAUUUGAUGCGGUUGAUUGACUGUGAC